GAACGAUAUCGAUCUCUUCCAUGCAGAGAGAGACAAAAUAUUGCUGAAUGGGGCUGACACUGGUCGUCCGAGUUAUCUAGAAGAUUAUGAUAACGAGUUUGAAGUAUUUGGGAUGAAGGAGUUUGAAGGCGACAACGACGACGAGGAAGAGGAAGAGUACUAUGACAAUGGGGAGGAAGACGACGAAGGCGAUGAGGUUGAAGAGGAAGAGGAUUAUGCGUCAUCAAGUGGUGCUGGGCCUUCAAAGUCUAAAUCUGGCAAGCCAAACGCGUCCAAACGGCAUCCCGGCAAGGGCGAGCCUGAAGAAGAGUCCAAUUCAGGGGAGGAGCGCUGGGGAAAGAAGUCCGAAUACUAUGUUUCUGCUGCAACUGAUGACAUAGACUCUGAUGACGAGGAGGCUCUCGCCCUGGAGCUGAAUGAAUGCCGCCGUCUGCAAAAGAAGGCAAGGGAGGGGAUCUCGGAAGAUGAUUUUGGAAUCGAGGAAGUCCUGGAUGCCAUCGAACGGGGCCAAGAUAGUAGUGCAGAGGCUCAUGCGCAAGACACACAGGACGUGACGCUUAUCCCACAAAAUAAAGAGUCCUUACUUCGGCAUUUAGAGAAGACGAGCCCAGAAGCGCUUGCUCUGGGGCGAGAGUGGGAAGAUGUUUCGCAAAACCUUCGUAAGGUCGAAUCCGCCAUUGCUCGCCAAACUUCGGAAGACGAGAACGAUCCCCGAUUAGCCCUGGUACACCUACACCACCAAUCUCUCCUUUCCUAUGCUUCUGUCCUUGCUUAUUACUUCUACGUCCGCUCUACACCUGUUUCAGGACCUACUUCUGACUCCCCGACGUAUGCAAAGGACGUUCCGCAAAAAGUUAUUGACCGUUUAUGGCAACUAAAAAAUGCUCUGAGCAUACUAGAAGAUCUAGGUUUCUCUGCUAUUGAUGAUGAUGACGAUGAUGAUGUCCUUGGCAGUCAAAUCUCCGAGGACGACGCUCAACUGGGAGCGAAGCAUCACCUCAGCGAGCAAGAGAUUCAGGCUCUAAUUGCGGAGAUGGAGAAGAACAAGAGCACGAUUGACGCGAGAAAUGAUGCCCACAAACAGCGCCUGAGGCGCGCCCGGGAGAGGCAAGCAGCAAGCUCUAUUCCGGAUGGUGUAAAGAACAAGAGCAAAGUUGUUGCGAAAUCUCCGCCACCGAAGCCCAAAAUUGCCUACGACCUCGAAGAAUCCGAGUUCAUUCCUUCCGAACCAUCCAAACCGUCAGGACCUUCUAACCCACAUCCGUCUUCACCCCCCAUCGAAGAAGACUUGUCGGCCUUUGGCGAAGCUACUUCUCUUGAUCCUCAUAUAGCCAAAGAAAAAGCGGCCAGGAAGAACGCUCUCCAAUUCUACACAGCGAAGAUAGAACGUGGCCAGCGUCGUCGGGAGGGCAAACGACGACAUGCACUGACGGGCGACGAUGAUGUCCCAUAUCAGAAUACAAAAGAGAGACAGUCAUCCAAGAAGCCUGCCGUCGGCGGCAUGGAACUGGGAGGUGAUGACCCUCACCCUGGAGCUCCUAGUGAUGCCAGUGGGGUGGACACCCUGAAUAGCAAAAAGAGGGGUCGGGACAGUACGGAUGGCGGAGCUGUUAAUGCUGAUGUUGAUGGUGACGAGCACCAUGAGCUUGUCAAGCGACAAAAGAGAGAGUCGAAGGAAAAUAAGAGAGCAGAGGUUGAAGCACGCGCUGAGCCUCAACGUUCUGUACCAGAUGAGCAAGGCCCUGAUAGCAAGCCACGAUCGGCCACCACAGCUAUAUUAAAGAACUAUGGCCUAACACCCAAGCGCUCGAACGCAGACCGCAACCCACGCCUCAGGAAGAGACACCAGUACGAAAAGGCAAAAAAGAGAGUAGCACACAAGAAGACGACGUACAAAGGCGGAUUGGCGAGCCUCCCUGGGGGAAGAUACGAUGGCGAGAAGACUGGUAUCACGAAAACUGUCAAAAGUAUCAAAUUUACAUAGUCGUUGCGCAUAUCCUCGUUCCAGGUCGAUAUGGGGUGUUUAUUGGAACAUUGGGAACAUCGAUUUAUUUAUACUGCAAAUCCUGGCAUGUCGUUGAUCUUUUUGGGGCUAAUGCUGUGGCUUGGACCAUGGCACAAAAAAUACAAAUCGACAUUAAUAUGAGGUCUGG
This is a messenger RNA of Cantharellus anzutake, 2153 nucleotides long. Its product is annotated as Sas10 C-terminal domain-containing protein. Gene Ontology annotation, biological process: maturation of SSU-rRNA from tricistronic rRNA transcript (SSU-rRNA, 5.8S rRNA, LSU-rRNA). NCBI's taxonomy places the organism in Eukaryota, Fungi, Basidiomycota, Agaricomycetes, Cantharellales, Hydnaceae. The transcript is spliced from 6 exons. Gene Ontology annotation, cellular component: nucleolus; small-subunit processome. The coding region runs from base 113 to 1984 and encodes 623 amino acids. The record is from RefSeq and is a predicted model, not a curated record.